CGUCUCGUCAGUGCAGGGCACGCGAUCGUGCGACAGUGACCUAUUUUGCAUAGUUCCUCCUCCUCGGCAUCAUCAUUCGUCGGUGUGCUUACCAAGCAAGAUGUUGGUGUUAACUUUGUUCCUAACAAUCAUCUCCGUACAGAUCAUUGUAUUUAUGAUAGCGUCUUUCCCGCUGUACGUUUUGACCAACCGGAUAUCUCCAACCAAAAAAUCGAAUCUUUUAUUGGAAAGAAUCGACGGGGCUAUACCUACUCUACCCAUCACUACCUUUUGCAAUGUUACAAACGAUUGCGGGGAGUGUCGAGCUUUGACGGACGAAAGCGGCCUAAUCGAAUCUCAACAUUUCCCCAACGAAUACAGCGCCAAUUUGAGUUGCCUUUUCACCAUUAAGGCGCCUAUAGGAAAGAAUGUCCAGUUAAAGUUCACCGAGUUCAACGUGAACCAAUGCUGCGAUUUCAUCACCGUCUUUGACGGAUUAGCCAAUCCACUCCGGGUGGGCCUGAACGGUUACGAAAUUCCCGCCGCUCUGACCUCUCCGUCCAAUCAGCUGAUAGUCAAGUUCUCUUCCAAUAAUAACAUUGACAGUCCUAUUGACGCUUUGAGUAACACAUCGUCGACCGAUUUGGGGCCUGCAAGGUGGCAGGCGACGUAUACCUUCGUGUGACAAAGUCCUUUUGUGAAAAUGUUGUAAAUAAUCUAAUCAACUUUGAUUCCUAAAAAUUCUAGAAAAUUCUAACGUGUAAAUUAUAAACUUGUGAUGAAAUAAAUUUACAACUGACAAA
Molecule: messenger RNA, 782 nt
Organism: Daphnia pulex (common water flea)
Lineage: Eukaryota; Metazoa; Arthropoda; Branchiopoda; Diplostraca; Daphniidae
Product: protein SpAN-like
Exons: 4
Coding region: 101-664 (187 amino acids)
Source: RefSeq, a predicted model, not a curated record